Conger conger (European conger) is the source of this 2314-nucleotide messenger RNA. It is a transcript of the gene bgnb, whose product is annotated as biglycan b. The coding region runs from base 216 to 1325 and encodes 369 amino acids. Gene Ontology annotation, molecular function: protein binding. The record is from RefSeq and is a predicted model, not a curated record. NCBI's taxonomy places the organism in Eukaryota, Metazoa, Chordata, Actinopteri, Anguilliformes, Congridae. The transcript has 8 exons.
CAAGUUCAGCGCUUCGACUCUGCUGGCAGACAAGAGGAAUAGGCUGCUUGGGGACCUAGAAACGCCAAAAAGUUAUAUAAAAAAACCGAUUUAUAUAUGUAGGCUUAUACAGUUGUAUUUAAAGUUGUUACAAAAUAAGAAUAUUCAAAAUACUUCACUCAAAGGGACUUCUUGGGAAAUUGUUGAUUUAGCCUGAAGGUGGUUUUUGGAUAGCCAUGCUGACCCACUCGUCCCUGCUCCUGCUGCUGUCUGUCGCUCACCUCAGCGCCCCCUCGUCAGCCCUGCCCUUCGAGCAGAGGGGCUUCUGGGACUUUGCGCUCGAUGGGGACGGAGGGGGGAUGAUGAUGAGGGAUGAAGAGGAGGGCUCGGCCGUGGACGAGCUGCCCCCGCCGGACAUGCCCUCCUGCCCCUUCGGGUGUCAGUGCCACCUGAGGGUGGUGCAGUGUUCUGACCUGGGACUGACUGCUGUGCCUAAGAGCAUCCCAGCUGACACAAGGCUCCUGGACCUGCAGGGCAACAAGAUCACAGAGCUGAGAGAAAACGACUUCAAGGGCCUCAGCAACCUUUAUGCUCUUUCGCUCGUGAACAAUAAGAUAUCCAAGGUGCACCCGCGGGCAUUCACCCCUCUGCGCCACAUGCAGAAGCUGUACAUCUCCCACAACCAGCUUACGGAGAUACCCAAAAACCUGCCCCGCUCCCUGGUGGAGCUGAGGAUCCAUGACAACAACAUAAAGAAGGUGUCUGCGGGCACCUUCUCAGACCUGGGCACCAUGAACUGCAUCGAAAUGGGAAGAAACCCCCUUCAGAACAGUGGUUUUGAGGCUGGAGCUUUUAAGGGGCUCAAACUUAGCUACCUACGCAUCUCUGAAGCCAAACUCACGGGGGUGCCCAAAGACCUCCCUGAGAAUCUACAUGAGCUUCACCUGGACCAUAACCAGAUACAGGCCAUAGAACGGGGAGAUCUGAACAAAUACAACCAAUUAUACAGAUUGGGCCUGGGCUACAACCGCAUUCGCUCGGUUGAGAAUGGCAGCCUGGCUUCUUUAUCCAGCUUAAGAGAACUGCACCUGGACAAUAACCAGCUCUCCCGUGUACCGCAAGGCCUGCCCGACAUGAAGUACCUGCAGGUGGUCUACCUCCACUUCAACAACAUUGGGCAGGUUGGCGUGAAUGACUUCUGCCCCCAGGGCUUUGGGAUGAAGAAGACUUUCUACAAUGGCAUCAGUCUCUAUAGCAACCCUGUGAACUACUGGGAGGUGCAGCCGGCGACCUUCCGCUGUGUUGCUCACCGGUUGGCCAUACAGCUCGGCAACUACAGGAAAUAGAGUGAAGGAAAAAGAGAAGAAAUUAAGCCAGUGAAUAAGAUCCAUUCAUAAAAACAAAUAUGUAUGUUAAUUUUAUAGUGAAAGAGAGAAGAGCAGAACAGAAGAGAGGAGGUAGAUGAAGAAACAAAUAGUGUGAUGCCAGUCCCAUAUAUGUAUAUUUUUUUCCAAAAUCUGAUUCUCUGCGAUGAUUGUGCCAUGUGGUUUGGAGAGUACCUCUAUUCCUCAUCCAUGAAUUUAAUUUUUUUGCAUGAGAAAAAAUGUAAAACACCAAUCCCAAAAAUAUAAAUGAUGCGAUUCUUUUUUAGUUUUAUAUGUUUUAUCCACUGACAACCAUCACUAUUGUUCUGUUUUAUGAUUUAGGAAAAGAUGGAAAAAGUAUUUCUGGUGCAGUGAUAUAUUUUUCCUUUUACAGAAUUUUGUUGCUGAUUAUGAUUAUUUUAUUGUAUUUUAUUUUAUUUUGUCCGUGGUGAGCUAAUAUGAGAACAGGUCUGUUACAAAGGAAUGCCUGAAAGCAUUAUGAUAAUUACAGUUUUUUCUAAAAACAUUAUGAGUCUGGGUUAUCAAACUUGAAAAUGUGCUUUAUUUUUAUGUCAUGUUUGUAUCAUGAAUUGUCCUUGUUACAGUAACUGGGGCAUAUUGGUAAUCAAGUGUACCAUGUCUGCCCACAGAUGUCAAGGACAUUUUUCAUUUUUGAUGUACAGUGUCAAGUGAACUCAGCGUCUGCAUUACUUACUGGCUGAAAGGAACAUCUUGAGCUAAUAUGCUUUACAUGACUUGGGAGGUGAAUCUCUGGCUAUUUAUGUUAUGGUAGCAAUGGAUGAUGUAUUAUUUUUUACUCAAAAAUCUGAUCACACUUUUCUAAUAACUUUCUGUGUGGAGUGUCACAUGGUUUGCACAAGCAUAAAAAUGUAUAUCCGGCUAUUCUGCCUGAAUGCAUAUUGUGUUCUUUGUAAUAUUUCCACGUGUACAAAUAAAGAUUUUCAGCUGUA